GCCACAGCUAGCUUUCCCGCUCGUCCCCUUUCCGUCACCAAUGUAGGUUGCCCCCAGACAGCCAGCCAAUCAGGAGCGCGGUGGCAUCUUGCCCUCGCUCUAAGGCACCUAGCGGUCGGAAUUUGGGGGAGUCAGCGGCGCCGCCUAUCUCUGGCAGCAGGCGGUGGUUUAAAGGAGGUGGCGAGAAGCCGGUGUUUGGUCGAAUUCGUCACUCUCAUGGUCGCUUGGAUUUUUCACAUUCAAAAUUAACAAAACAAAAUAAGCCAAGAUGUCUGUUGAUCCGAUGACCUAUGAGGCCCAGUUCUUUGGCUUCACACCGCAAACUUGCAUGCUUAGGAUCUACAUUGCAUUUCAAGACUACCUAUUUGAAGUGAUGCAGGCUGUUGAACAGGUUAUUCUGAAGAAGCUGGAUGGCAUCCCAGACUGUGCGAUUAGCCCAGUCCAGAUUCGUAAGUGCACGGAAAAGUUUCUUUGCUUCAUGAAAGGACGUUUUGAUACCCUUUUUGGCAAAAUGGAGCAGCUGUUUUUACAGUUGAUCUUGCGUAUUCCCCCAAACGUCUUGCUUCCGGAAGAUAAAUCUCAGGAGACGCAUCCUUAUAGUGAGGAAGAAUUCCAGCUUCUCCAAAAAGAAAUUGAACAGUUACAGGAGAAGUAUAAGACUGAAUUAUGCACUAAGCAGGCCCUUCUUGCAGAAUUAGAAGAGCAAAAAAUUGUUCAGGCCAAACUCAAACAGACAUUGUCUUUGUUUGAUGAGCUUGAGAAUGUUGGCAGAGACCAUGGGACUAGUGAUUUUAGGGAGAGCUUGGUGUUCCUGGUCCAGAACUCCAGAAAACUACAGAAUAUUAGAGACAAUGUGGAAAAGGAAGGCAAAAGACUGAAAAUAUCUUAAUGUCUAAAUAGUAAAAGGAGUUUGUCAGAAGGUGGAAUGAUAAGGGGUUUAUAUCAAUGACCAUUCUGAUCCUAGUGAACUGUGUACUUUUGGGGGGUCUCCUUUGUUCACUCUUUCUUGUAUUCCACAUCCUCCUCCUUUUUGGUCCACUCUCCUGAAGCAUCUAUGCACUACCUUGAGCUGAUCUUUGAAGCAUCUGUGCUUAGCAGCCUCUAAUGGGUGGGAAGGGAUUCUUGGUCUAAUAACGACUCAUUUGGGGGCAUGACUGAAGAAGUAAAGCUUUUUCCCUGGCCAUUCAAAGAUAUUUGUAAAAGUUGUACCUUGGUCAUGAGUCCUCUGUAACCUUGAUCCUUUUGCCUUACUCUUUGGAUGAGACCAAAUGAGAAAAAGGUUAAGUGGGCACCUUCUUUAUUAACCAGCCACUGCACUGCGGGACAGCCAACACAGACUGCUUGUUCUUGCCCAGUAACUUUUCUCACACAGGGACUUCAAUAACUCGUUCAAGGAAGCAAGUAGCAGAAAAAACAACUAUGACCUUUAGAAAGAAGAAAGAAGUUAUUUUGUUUCUAAAAUAAAUCCUUUCCAUGAUCAAGGCCUUGGUGAGGUUAAAGAGUAUACUGUCUUGGAGGCCAGCAAUGGAAGACUUUGGACAAAAAGGAAGCAGAUUUCACUGGCAUAGAAAAGGAAGCCUGGAACAUAUCCAAUAGCAAAAUUUAUAUUAACUGACUAUUAGGUAUUUAUACCAUUUUUUUUUCACGCUUCAGUUAGUUUUGGAAUCUGCCUUGUACCUAAUAUUUAAUUAACUUAUUUAUUCACACUCAUAAGCAUCAAAUAUUUAGUACUCUCAGUGAUAAAUUUUAGCUGUGUCUUGUGCUUAAAUUCAAUGGAGUCUAAUAUUUCCUUUUGUAACUAAUCCAUGUAAAAUGUUAGAUCACCCAAGGAAAGGGGAGAAAUAGCAAUAGUUGCUCUUAAGGUAUUACUUGCCUUCCACGUCUUCCUAAAGAACAGGAUUUGGAGUUUCUCCUUUAUAUAGAAGUGUAACUUAGGGUAUUAAUAUUUGCAAUUAAAUAUUCAUCAGUUUAGGAAGCCUGUGUUUACCUGGAAUAUGUUUAUUAUCAAAGAGUCCUUUUUUCCAAUC
Balaenoptera ricei (Rice's whale) is the source of this 2027-nucleotide messenger RNA. RefSeq names its product MIS12 kinetochore complex component (gene MIS12). Gene Ontology annotation, biological process: kinetochore assembly; mitotic sister chromatid segregation; mitotic cell cycle. The transcript has 2 exons. Gene Ontology annotation, cellular component: chromosome, centromeric region; nucleus. The record is from RefSeq and is a predicted model, not a curated record. NCBI's taxonomy places the organism in Eukaryota, Metazoa, Chordata, Mammalia, Artiodactyla, Balaenopteridae. The coding region runs from base 269 to 889 and encodes 206 amino acids.